This is a messenger RNA of Staurois parvus, 575 nucleotides long. NCBI's taxonomy places the organism in Eukaryota, Metazoa, Chordata, Amphibia, Anura, Ranidae. The record is from the annotation of a GenBank genome assembly.
GAUCACCGAUCCACGGAAAGAGCCGAAGAUGUCGGCUCGGUCAUGUGGUCAGCUGUGUCCAAUCACAGCUGAUCACAUCGCCACCUGUCAGUGCCCAUCAGUGCCAGCUCUCAGUGCUCAUCCAUGCCACCUGCCAGUGCCCAUCAGUGCCACAUCAGUUCCACAUUUCAAUGCCCAUCAGUGCCACAUCAAUGCCACAUAUCAGUGCCCAUCUGAGCUGCCUUUCAGUGUCACCCAUCAGUACCAGUUAGUGCCACCUAUCAAUGCCAGUCAGUGCCACCUAUCAGUGCUGCCAAUCAGUGCCACCUAUCAGUGCCAGUCAGUGCCGUCUAUCAGUGCCAGUCAGUACCGCCUAUCAGUGUGCAUCAGUGCUGCCUAUCAGUGCCCAUCAGUGCUGCCUAUCAGUGCCCGUCAGUGCUGCCUAUCAGUGCCACCUAACAGUGCCAGUCAGUGCCGCCUAUCAGUGCCAGUCAGUGCCGCCUAUCAGUGCCAUAUAUGAGUGCUGCCUUUCAGUGCCCAUCAGUGAUGCCUGUCAAUGCCCAUCAGUGCCACCUAUCAGUGCCUCCUCAUCAGUG